This is a messenger RNA of Centruroides sculpturatus (bark scorpion), 2856 nucleotides long. Its product is annotated as protein HID1-like. The coding region runs from base 105 to 2633 and encodes 842 amino acids. Gene Ontology annotation, cellular component: Golgi medial cisterna; Golgi trans cisterna; membrane. The transcript is spliced from 19 exons. Lineage: Eukaryota; Metazoa; Arthropoda; Arachnida; Scorpiones; Buthidae. The record is from RefSeq and is a predicted model, not a curated record.
GUCGUCGUCAAUUGUUAUGGUUGACGGCAGACGAAGAGUUUGUCAACAAAAUUUGACUUAAUUAUUUUCGUGUUUAGGCGAAUGAAUUCUGCCUUAUACACGAAAUGGGUAAUACGGAUUCCAAGUUGAAUUUUCGCAAAGCGGUUAUUCAAUUGACGACAAAAACUCAACCUAUUGAUGCUAAAGAUGAUGUGUUUUGGGAUCAGUUUUGGUCCGAGAGCAUUCAGAGUGUCCAAGAUGUAUUCACUCUCAUUCCUGCAGCUGAAAUCAGAGCAUUAAGAGAAGAAUCACCUUCUAAUUUAGCCACACUCUGUUACAAAGCAGUAGAGAAACUUGUAAAAGCUGCUGACACCUUGUGCAAUACACCAACACAACAGCAAAUAGUUUUAAAUUGUGUACAUCUCUUGACACGAAUUCUCCCAUAUAUAUUUGAAGAACCUGAUUGGAGAGGAUUUUUCUGGUCAAGUCUUCCUAGUCAAGGAAAUGAUGAAACUGAUAGUGAGAUUGAAAGUUUGCCAUUAGCACAAUCAUUAAUCACAGCACUUUGUGAUUUAUUAUUUUGUCCUGACUUCACUGUUUCUGUUUCAAAGAGAUCUGGACCGGAUAAUCCUGAGGAUCUUCAAUCAAUUGACAGUUGUGAAUACAUCUGGGAAGCUGGAGUUGGCUUUGCUCAUUCUCCAUCACAUGUACCUCAACACGAUUAUAAUCGAACAGAGAUUUUAAAAUUGUUAUUGACAUGCUUCAGCCAAACUAUAUAUUUACCUUCUAAUGAAGCUCAUCAACAGCCAAAUAAAUGGAUUAAAUAUUUUACGUCGGCAGAUAACAGACAUGCACUUCCUCUGUUCACAUCUUUGUUAAAUAUUGUAGCUGCUUAUGAUCCUGUUGGUUAUGGGCUGCCUUUCAAUCAUCUCCUGUUUACAGAUUCAAGAGAACCACUUGUUGAAGUUGCCCUCCAAGUUCUCAUUGUAACUCUGGAUCAUGAUUUCAGAGAAAUUGGAGAUGACAACAAUGAGAAAACAAUGCCAGAAAAUCUCUUCAUCAACUAUUUGUCUCGUAUUCAUCGUGAAGAAGAUUUUUCCUUUGUACUGAAAGGAUUUACACGCUUAUUAAACAAUCCACUUAUUCAAACCUACUUGCCUAAUUCCACAAAGAAAAUUCAAUUUCAUCAAGAAUUAUUAAUAUUCUUUUGGAAGAUGUGUGAUUAUAAUAAAAAAUUCAUGUUUUACGUACUGAAAAGUAGUGAAGUGUUAGAGGUAUUAGUUCCAAUUUUAUAUCAUCUAAAUGAUGCUAGAGCAGAUCAAUCUCGUGUAGGUUUAGUACAUAUUGGAGUAUUUAUUUUGUUGCUGCUGAGCGGAGAAAGAAAUUUUGGCGUGCGGUUAAAUAAACCCUACACAGCAAGUGUGCCAAUGGACAUUCCAGUUUUCACAGGAACUCAUGCAGAUCUAUUAAUAAUUGUAUUUCAUAAAAUUAUUACCACGGGUCACCAACGUCUUCAGCCAUUAUUUGAUUGUCUAUUAACUAUAAUUGUAAAUGUUUCGCCUUAUUUGAAAACUCUAUCAAUGGUUGCAAGCACAAAACUUUUGCAUUUACUUGAGGCUUUUAGCACUCCAUGGUUUUUAUAUUCAAAUUCUACAAACCACCAUUUAGUGUUCUUUUUACUGGAGAUUUUCAACAACAUUAUACAAUACCAAUUUGAUGGCAAUUCAAACUUAGUGUACACUAUCAUUCGUAAACGGAAUGUGUUUCACGCACUUGCAAAUUUGCCCACAGACUAUUCUACCAUUCAGAAAUCUCUGAGCAAGUGCAAACGUCUUGCUUCCUCCUCCAGUAUUAAUAGUCUGAGUGGUGGAAAUGCCUCCGGAAGCAAUUCACCCAACAAUAAUAAUAAUGACGAAGAUAUGGAAGAAGUAUCAUCUCAGUCUGCCAAACUGGCUGAAAAGGGAACUCUGAAUGCAUCUCUGGCAGCAACACCACGAAUCGACAAAAUGACUGAGCAAGAACAGGCACAUCUUUCUGCCCAUGAUGGUCCACCCGAUACAGAAACAAACAACAGAAUGGACAACGAGACUGUUUCACAGAGUCUGGAACCUGAAGGACAGGUGACUUCGAAAAAUGUAGAAAUUGCAGAAAAUGAAGAUAACAGAAAUGAUAACAAACCAUCAUCCCUCCCAGCCAGUCCCUCUCCAUCGAUAACGUCUUCCGGUUCAGAAACCGGACAGUCUCGAACAGCUCCAAAUCAAAAUGCCUGCAGGAGAUCAGUCAGCAACCAGAGUGUGAGCAGUGGCACUCAAGGUCCCUGGAUUCCCACGACAGACUGGGUACUCUCAUGGAAACAAAAGUUACCACUGCAAACCAUCAUGAGACUGUUACAAGUUUUGGUUCCUCAAGUCGAAAAAAUUUGUAUAGACAAAGGCCUGACAGACGAAAGUGAAAUUUUGAAGUUCUUGCAACAUGGAACACUAGUGGGUCUACUUCCCAUUCCACAUCCCAUUCUCAUCAGAAAAUACCAGGCAAAUAGUGGCACAACCAUGUGGUUUCGUACAUACAUGUGGGGCGUCAUUUAUCUAAGGAAUGUCGAUCCACCGAUAUGGUAUGACACAGACGUAAAACUGUUCGAGAUUCAGCGCAUCUAAGUCAUAAAACAUCGGUCUAGUCAAACAUACUGGUACAAAAAAAUUAAUUUAUCCUUCAGUAAAAACAUCUGCUAGUCCAAAAAAUGUUGAGUUUUCACUCUCCCAAUUUUGUUGUUUAACAACAGUUGUUGAAUCAAAAUAUUUUAUAUGCUUAAGCAGCUCAAAAAUCAAAACUUAUUUUAAUUUUUUUUGUUUCAAAAUAAAGACUACAGCAAGUGUAAAA